Messenger RNA from Ostreococcus tauri, 361 nucleotides. RefSeq names its product Ribosomal protein L37, mitochondrial. Gene Ontology annotation, cellular component: mitochondrial large ribosomal subunit. NCBI's taxonomy places the organism in Eukaryota, Viridiplantae, Chlorophyta, Mamiellophyceae, Mamiellales, Bathycoccaceae. The record is from RefSeq and is a predicted model, not a curated record. The transcript has 2 exons. Gene Ontology annotation, molecular function: structural constituent of ribosome. The annotation marks the transcript as partial.
GAGGGGCGGACGAUCGGGACGAGCGCGACGACGCGGGCGAAGGGGGCGGCGAAAGCGACGAAGGGCAAGGGAAAGGGUGCGCGCGAGCGAUCAUCGGACGACGAUCGCACCGCGGCGGACGCUUUGGGGGACGGGUGGAUCCGAUCCCGAGUUAGGCCCGGAUGAUGCCUAUCCGUCGUGGUUGUGGACGAUUUUGGAGACGAAGGAGAGCCUGGGAGGGUACGAACGACGGAUCGCCGCGCUCAAGGCGGAGGGGUUGGAUUGGCGGAACGAGUUUUCAGAGGAGGACGCGAAGCGGUAUCGAAAGCUCGAGCGCGUGAAUCGAAUAAAGACGAACAACGCGCUGCGAGCGAAGAAGUGA